Gymnogyps californianus (California condor) is the source of this 2355-nucleotide messenger RNA. It is a transcript of the gene COLEC12, whose product is annotated as collectin subfamily member 12. The record is from RefSeq and is a predicted model, not a curated record. Gene Ontology annotation, molecular function: signaling receptor activity. NCBI's taxonomy places the organism in Eukaryota, Metazoa, Chordata, Aves, Accipitriformes, Cathartidae. The transcript has 10 exons. The coding region runs from base 48 to 2276 and encodes 742 amino acids.
CCCCCGCCGCGCCCCGUCCGUCCUAUGUGACCCGCCCCGGCGCCAAGAUGAAAGACGAUUUUGCAGAGGAGGAGGAGGUGCAGUCCUUUGGCUACAAGAGGUUUGGUAUUCAGGAGGGGACUCAAUGUACCAAAUGUAAAAAUAACUGGGCACUGAAGUUUUCCAUCAUCUUAUUAUAUAUUUUAUGUGCCCUGUUAACAAUCACAGUAGCCAUUCUGGGAUACAAAGUUGUAGAAAAAAUGGACAAUGUCACAGGUGGCCUGGAAACAUCCCACAGAAGAUAUACAGAAAAGCUUACAGAGGUGGAGAGUGAUCUGAAGAAAUUAGAUGACCAAGCUGGACAAAAAGCCAUGAAUACUAACACUGAACUGUCUAGCUUCAGAUCUGACAUUCUGGCUCUUCGUCAGCAGCUUCAUGACAUUGCAGAGAAAACUACCAGAAACAAAGAUACACUGGAGAAGCUGCAAGAGUCUGGAAAUGUAUUAGAUGAUAGACAGAGCCAAAUGAGAAGUGCCUUAGAUAGUAACUCUUUCAUGAUCAUCAGUGUCAAUAAGACUCUUCAGGCAUAUACUGGCUAUAUCAACAAUCUUCAACAAGACACAAGUAAUAUCCAAACAAACUUGCAAAACCAAGUGCAUUCUCAUAAUGUGGUCAUCAUGAACCUGAACAACUUAAACCUGACACAAAUACAGCAAAGAAAUCUUAUCAGUGUCCUGCAGAAGUCAAUGGAAGAUACAAGCUUGGCUAUUCUAAGAAUCAAGAAUGACUUUCAAAAUCUGCAGCAAGUUGUCCUUCAAGCCCGGAAGGACACUGACUGGCUUAAAGAGAAAGUACAAAAUUUACAGUCUUUGGCUGCCAACAACUCAGCAUUGGCAAAAGCUAACAACGAUACACUUGAAGACAUGAACAAUCAGCUGAGCUCCUUCAGUGGGCAAAUGGAGAACAUCACCACAAUUGCCCAAGCCAACGAACAAAAUCUAAAGGAUCUCCAGGAACAGCACAAAGAAUAUGAAAACAGAACUUCUGCCAAAUUCAACCAGCUAGAAGAGAGGUUCCAGGUCUUUGAAACUGAUAUAGUCAAUAUCAUUAGCAACAUCAGCUACACUGCUCAUCAUCUACGGACACUGACUAGCAAUCUCAAUGAGGUCAGGACAACUUGUACAGACACCUUAAGUAAACAUUCAGAUGAGUUGAUUUUUAUGAACAGCACACUAGCCAAUAUUCGCUUAGACUCUGCAUCUCUCAAGAUGCAACAGGAUUUGAUGAGGUCAAGGUUAGAUGUUGAAGUUGCCAAUUUGUCGGUAAUCAUGGAAGAAAUGAAGCUGGUAGAUUCCAAACAUGGCCAGCUCAUCAAGAACUUCACUAUCCUACAAGGCCCUCCUGGUCCAAGGGGACCUAAAGGUGACAGAGGCCCUCAAGGUCCUCUUGGCCCCGCUGGCCUAAAAGGACAAAAAGGAGAGAAAGGAGAGCCCGGACCACCAGGACCUGCAGGUGAGAAGGGCCCACCUGGGCCAACUGGGCCACCAGGAGAAAAAGGAGGGAAAGGUUCAAGAGGAUCGCCUGGCUCCAAAGGUCAGAGAGGUUCUCCUGGCAAGACGGGUCUGCCUGGACCAAGCGGAGACCCAGGGCCACCAGGUCCACAAGGCAAAGAUGGUCCACCUGGGCCACAAGGCCCACCAGGAUUUCAAGGCCUGCAAGGAACUGUGGGAGAGCCAGGGGUACCAGGACCUCGAGGACUACCUGGGCUACCUGGAGUCCCUGGGCUGCCUGGUCCAAAGGGCCCACCUGGCCCACCAGGGCCGCCAGGUCCAGGGAUGCCAAUGGCACUACAAAGUGAACCUACGUCAGUGCCCGAGGCUAAUGGUUGUUCUCCUCAUUGGAAGAACUAUACAGAAAAGUGCUACUACUUUUCAAUUGAAAGAGAGAUUUUUGAAGAGGCAAAGUUAUUCUGUGAAGAGAAGGCAUCACGCUUGGUUAUCAUAAACAACAAAGAGGAGCAGCAAUGGAUAAAAAGGCAGAUUUUUGGGAAAGGCAGCUUCUGGAUUGGACUAACGGAUUCAGAGAAGGAAAAUGAAUGGAGAUGGCUGGAUGGAUCCUUACCAGUUUACACGAACUGGAAAACCGGGCAACCUGAUAACUGGAGCCAUGGGCACGGGCCAGGGGAAGAUUGCGCUGGGUUGAUCUAUGCUGGGCUCUGGAAUGACUUCUACUGUGAAGAUGUUAACAAUUUCAUUUGUGAAAAAGACAUGGACAAAGGGCAAAUAUUUGGAGUGUAAUAGGCCGUGACUUUACAGAUACCUACAUAUUAUGGAAAUUUACUUAAAGAAGAAGAAAAUCCUGGGAGAGAGCAACAUU